Paraglomus occultum is the source of this 303-nucleotide messenger RNA. The record is from the annotation of a GenBank genome assembly. Lineage: Eukaryota; Fungi; Glomeromycota; Glomeromycetes; Paraglomerales; Paraglomeraceae.
AUGAUCAAAAGUAACUCGAGACACAUUUCGCCAUGCUAUAUCGACGAGGCAGAGACUAUAUACACUUCCGAUAUAUACGAAUUCUGUGCCCAUUGCGAACAAUGCAUAUCAGAAUGCUGUUGCGAUGAAGCAACAAAGAUUGAAAGUGACGGAACAUCGCUUCGCUUCUCAGAUAAAAUAUCUGUAAUAAAAGUUAAAAUGCAACUUCGAUUUGUCAUGUCAUACACUAAAUUCCGUCGGUGCGUCUCACGAAAGAGCAAGCGGGCAAUCAUGCCUGAAGAACUUCCCACGUUCUUAUCGUAA